GGUCACUUUCAUAUUCACCAUCAGACAUAACCACACUUUCGCCCCUCCAGUGGCCAAAACAACAGAGCAGUGACAUCAAUAAUCUUUUUCCCGAAAUCCUCCUGAAAAGAUCCUGUGGAAAUGUCGCAAGAAGUUGAGGAGACGCUGAAGAGAAUUCAGUCCCACAAAGGCGUUGUCGGGACAAUUGUUGUGAAUAAUGAAGGCAUUCCCGUGAAGAGCACACUUGACAACACCACGACGGUUCAGUACGCCGGAUUGAUGAGUCAGCUGGCUGACAAGGCGAGAAGUGUGGUCAGGGACUUGGACCCUUCCAAUGAUCUCACCUUCCUGCGCGUCCGCUCCAAGAAGCACGAAAUCAUGGUGGCCCCGGAUAAGGACUUCAUCCUGCUGGUCAUCCAGAAUCCUACGGAUUAAGCAGAAUUCCACUAUGUCCUUGAAUAUUUAUUCUCUCACUAUUCGACAGAGAUACAAAAUUUCUGAUUACCACACAAUAAUAAUUUAAUAAAUUUACUGUCAUUACUAAAA
Messenger RNA from Phlebotomus argentipes, 525 nucleotides. It is a transcript of the gene robl, whose product is annotated as dynein light chain roadblock-type 2. The record is from RefSeq and is a predicted model, not a curated record. Gene Ontology annotation, cellular component: centrosome; cytoplasm; cytoplasmic dynein complex. Gene Ontology annotation, molecular function: dynein intermediate chain binding. Bases 121 to 414 code for a protein of 97 amino acids. The transcript has 3 exons. Lineage: Eukaryota; Metazoa; Arthropoda; Insecta; Diptera; Psychodidae. Gene Ontology annotation, biological process: microtubule-based movement.